UUACACCCAAUGAAUGACGUCAGGUGCGCGUUCUAUGUUGUGCGGGAGAGCACGCGUGUAGCUCGCUCCGAAAGGAAAAUCCUGGAGAGCGACGUAACGAUGAUGCGGAACAACAUCGCGGUUGUGUUGUGUUGCGUGUUGCUGUUUUUCGCCACGACAGGUAUUGAAGCGAUACGCUGUUAUCAAUGCAGCUCCGAUAUGGACUCAAAGGGCGAGGACCUUUGUGGGGCUUACUCAUAUUUCGAUAAAGAGAGGAACGUACCUAUAGAAUGCAAUAGCGAGGAAUCGCAUAUGCCUGGUACAUUUUGCGUCAAGUACACUGAACAGAGCCCACGUGGCUUCAUCUGGGAUGGUAGGUGGCGACAGGUGAUCCGACGAUGCGCCUCCGUCGCCAGUACAGGAGUUACAGGGGUCUGUAACUGGGGUGUUCGCGAGAAUGGUGUUUACUGGCAGGAGUGUUACUGCUCCGAGGACGCGUGCAACGCAGCAUCCGGUCCGGUGUCCUUCGUCACGUUGCUCCUCGUGGCGUGCAGCGCCGUUCUUACGCUUACUUAUUUUAAGUAAAACAAGUUUUUAGGCUUUUCUCACAUUUUUCAAGAAUACAGGCAGUAACAAAAUCUAAGCCUUUGUUGCAAUAAGUGAGAAGUUAAGUUUUAUAUAAUUCUAAUAAGAUGAGUCGUAAAAUCUUAACGGAGAUGUAUUCUCGACGAAUUUGGUUUGCCAACCGAAUUUUGAUUAGAAACCAUUUUCAUUAUUAUAUUUCUCUUUCCUCUUUCAAUUUUUCUUCUUUGAACAC
Molecule: messenger RNA, 796 nt
Organism: Nylanderia fulva
Lineage: Eukaryota; Metazoa; Arthropoda; Insecta; Hymenoptera; Formicidae
Product: UPAR/Ly6 domain-containing protein crok
Biological process (GO): sleep; positive regulation of voltage-gated potassium channel activity; regulation of synaptic transmission, cholinergic
Source: RefSeq, a predicted model, not a curated record